Molecule: messenger RNA, 681 nt
Organism: Panicum virgatum (switchgrass)
Lineage: Eukaryota; Viridiplantae; Streptophyta; Magnoliopsida; Poales; Poaceae
Product: uclacyanin 1-like
Exons: 2
Coding region: 77-454 (125 amino acids)
Cellular component (GO): plasma membrane
Molecular function (GO): electron transfer activity
Source: RefSeq, a predicted model, not a curated record
AAGGUCGCGGAGCGGUUCUCGUCUUUCGUCGCUCCCCUCGUGUUCGGCCCCAUUCGGACAGGAGUAGCCAUCGGCGAUGAGGAUGGGGAGGACGCUGCUCGGCGCGGCCCUGGCCGCCUCCCUCCUCCUCGCGGUGGCCGCCGAGGACCACGUCGUCGGGGGCUCGGCGUGGCGCAUCCCGACGAGCCCCGGGCUGUACCGCGCCUGGGCCGACAACCGGACCGUCUACGUCGGCGACAACCUGGUUUUCAGGUUCGAGACGGGGUUCUACGACGUGGUGCAGGUGGGGCGGUGGGAGUUCGAGGAGUGCGCCGCCGCCGACCCCUACCAGCUCCACCGCACCGGGCCCGCCGUCAUCCCGCUCGACCACAAGGGCGUGCGCUUCUACGUCUGCACCGUCGGCAACUACUGCUCCCUCGGCGUCAAGAUCUACGUCGUCGUCCAGCCACGCUAGCCUGCUCCUUCCCCCCUCGGCGUCUCUUCUUCCCCGGCAAUGAGUAGUGUCGCUUGUAAAUUGUAAUCGUAAUUAGACUGCCGUCAACCUGGCAGAGCCAGUAUCCAGUGUGACUGCAUUACAACAGUCUGUAUCGAUCAGGCCAUUCCAUGAUUGCAGAUUUGUGCCCUCAAAACAAAAAGAUUGUAGCUUUGUCACACGAUUAAAGAGCAUCUAGUUCGAUAUAA